This is a messenger RNA of Arabidopsis lyrata subsp. lyrata, 781 nucleotides long. Its product is annotated as 40S ribosomal protein S12-2. Gene Ontology annotation, cellular component: cytosolic small ribosomal subunit; ribosome. The transcript is spliced from 5 exons. The coding region runs from base 131 to 565 and encodes 144 amino acids. Gene Ontology annotation, molecular function: structural constituent of ribosome. Lineage: Eukaryota; Viridiplantae; Streptophyta; Magnoliopsida; Brassicales; Brassicaceae. The record is from RefSeq and is a predicted model, not a curated record. Gene Ontology annotation, biological process: translation.
CUCUGUCUCUCUUUAAGGGUUAGUCUCGUACUCCUUCUGCGUAGUUCCUCAAUCGAAAUUGAUCUGUGUUUAUAUUUGGAAAAAGACUUUUGCUUCUUCUUCGUUCGUAAAACCAAUUCAAAGAGUCAAUAUGUCAGGUGAUGAGGCUGUUGUUGCUCCUGUUGUUCCUCCUGUUGCUGAGGCAGCAGCGAUCCCAGAGGACAUGGAUGUGAGUACUGCAUUGGAGUUGACAGUAAGGAAAUCUCGUGCUUAUGGUGGUGUUGUUCGUGGUCUCCAUGAAAGCGCUAAGCUUAUCGAGAAGCGUGUUGCUCAGCUCUGUGUCUUGGCUGAAGAUUGCAACCAACCUGAUUAUGUCAAGCUGGUUAAAGCUCUUUGCGCUGACCACAGCAUCAAGUUGCUUACGGUUCCAAGUGCCAAAACCCUCGGGGAAUGGGCUGGUCUUUGUAAGAUUGAUUCAGAGGGAAAUGCAAGGAAGGUUGUUGGAUGCUCAUGUCUUGUGAUCAAGGAUUACGGUGAGGAGACAACUGCUCUAAACAUUGUCAAGAAGCAUCUUGAGUCUAACUAAAUCAAGCAAAAAGGUCAAGUUUUCAGAUGCUUUCAUCCCAAAGGAAAUGCAUUUUGUUUCUUGUGGCCACUCUCUUUUUUUCUUUCUCGUUCUCUCUGUUUUGGAUAUUAAAUACUCAGUAGUGGAUAUGUCAUGUUCGAUUUGUUUCGAACAUGAAAGUUUUGAUGUUAUGUUAGGUUCUAUCAAUUCCAUGACCAACCUCGCUCAUUAAGAUUU